Merops nubicus (carmine bee-eater) is the source of this 2307-nucleotide messenger RNA. Its product is annotated as slit homolog 3 protein-like. The annotation marks the transcript as partial. Gene Ontology annotation, molecular function: calcium ion binding; Roundabout binding; heparin binding. The transcript has 20 exons. NCBI's taxonomy places the organism in Eukaryota, Metazoa, Chordata, Aves, Coraciiformes, Meropidae. The record is from RefSeq and is a predicted model, not a curated record. Gene Ontology annotation, biological process: negative chemotaxis; axon guidance.
AGACAUCAGCAAGAAUCAAAUAUCUGACAUUGCGCCUGAUGCAUUCAAAGGCUUGAAAUCUCUCAUUUCAUUAGUGCUCUAUGGAAACAAGAUCACAGAGAUUCCCCAGGGCCUUUUUGAUGAUCUUGUGUCUCUGCAACUGCUGCUUCUCAAUGCCAAUAAGAUCAACUGCCUGAGGGUAAACACGUUCCAAGGUCUGCAUAAUCUCAAACUGCUAUCUCUUUAUGACAACAAACUGCAGACCAUCAGCAAGGGGCUCUUUGCACCUCUCCGAUCGAUCCAGACUCUACAUUUAGCUCAGAACCCGUUUGUGUGCGACUGCCAUUUGAAGUGGCUGGCUGAUUACCUGCAGGAUAAUCCGAUCGAAACCAGCGGCGCUCGGUGCAGCAAUCCGCGUCGCCUUGCCAACAAACGAAUCAGCCAGAUCAAGAGCAAGAAGUUCCGCUGCUCAGGGUCAGAGGAUUACAGAAGUAAAUUCAGUGGGAAGUGUUUCAUGGACCUUGUCUGUCCUGAGAAGUGUCGCUGCGAGGGAACAAUCGUAGACUGCUCUAACCAAAAACUCACCCGAUUACCCAGUCAUCUGCCCGAAUACACGACUGACCUGCGUUUGAAUGACAAUGAUAUUUCUGUUUUGGAAGCUAUCGGACUCUUCAAGAAAUUGCCCAACCUCAGAAAAAUAAAUCUAAGCAACAAUAAGAUCAAGGAGAUCCGAGAAGGCACAUUUGAUGGAGCUUCUGGAGUGCAGGAACUGAUUCUGACGGAGAAUCAACUGGAAUCAGUGCAUGGACGAAUGUUUAGAGGCCUCACAGGGCUAAAGACAUUGAUGCUGAGGAGCAAUUCUAUCAGCUGUAUAAACAACGACACCUUUGCUGGACUGAGCUCAGUGAGGCUUCUUUCUCUGUAUGACAAUCACAUCAGCACUAUCACUCCUGGAGCCUUCAGCACCUUAGUCUCUUUGUCUACUAUUAAUUUGCUGGCUAACUCCUUUAACUGUAAUUGCCAUUUGGCCUGGCUGGGAAAAUGGUUGAGGAAGAAGAGAAUUGUCAGUGGAAAUCCACGCUGCUUGAAACCCUUUUUCUUAAAGGAUAUUCCAAUCCAAGAUGUAGACGUCCAAGACUUCACCUGCGAAGGUAAUGAUGAAAGCAGCUGCUUGCUUCAACCUCCUUGUCCCUCCCAGUGUACCUGUGUGGACUCGGUGGUUCGCUGCAGCAACAAAGGGCUGCGGGUGUUGCCCAAAGGAAUUCCCAAAGACGUGACUGAGCUAUACCUGGAAGGAAACCAUCUGACUGCUGUGCCGAAGGGGCUCUCCACCUUCAGACACCUGACACUGAUUGAUUUGAGCAACAACAGCAUAAGCGUAUUGGCCAAUUACACCUUCAGCAACAUGACUCAGUUAUCAACACUCAUCUUGAGUUACAACAGACUUCGGUGCAUUCCAGUUCACGCGUUCAACGGGCUCAGGUCUCUUCGAGUGCUGACACUCCAUGGAAAUGAUAUUUCCAGUGUUCCAGAAGGCUCCUUCAAUGACCUGGUAUCCCUGUCCCAUCUGGCUCUGGGUACCAACCCCCUGCACUGCGACUGCAGGCUGCGCUGGCUCUCGGAGUGGGUGAAGGCGGGGUACAAGGAGCCGGGCAUAGCCCGCUGCAGCGGCCCCGACACCAUGGUGGACAGGCUGCUGCUCACAACACCCACGCACCACUUCCAGUGCAAAGAGCCAGCAGAUAUCAGUGUUGUGUCCAAGUGUAACCCCUGCCUCUCCAAUCCAUGUAAGAACAAUGGGACAUGCAACAAUGAUCCAGUGGAGUUUUAUCAGUGCACUUGCCCUUUUGGCUUCAAGGGUCGAGACUGCAGUGUGCCCAUUAAUUCUUGCAUUCAAAAUCCAUGUCAGAAUGGAGGGACCUGCCACCUCACCGAGGCAAAUAAAGAUGGAUUCAGCUGUUCUUGUCUCCUUGGGUAUGAGGGGAAGAGGUGUGAAAUAAAUCCAGAUGACUGUGAAGAUAAUGACUGCGAAAAUAACUCUACAUGUGUGGAUGGGAUCAACAACUAUGUCUGUCUCUGCCCUCCUAAUUACACAGGUGAACUGUGUGAUGAGGUGAUUAACCACUGUGUUCCUGAUCUAAAUCCAUGCCAACAUGAGUCCAAAUGUCUUCCCCUUGACAAAGGAACCAGAUGCGAGUGCUUGCCGGGAUACAGUGGGAAGCACUGUGAAACAGAUGAGGAUGACUGUGUGGGCCAUAAGUGCCACCAUGGAGCUGCCUGUGUGGAUGCAGUCAACGGCUACACCUGCGUCUGUCCGCAGGGGUUCAG